CUUCUGAUUUAUCGUUCGUUAUAAAAGAGCGUCAAUCAAGUCAUUCUAAGGAGUAUGAACCCAUAGAAAAAAAUAUUAUUGCAUCAAAGGCAGUAGAAGAACUUUUCCCUAAAAUUUAUUCACAGUAUCAACAUAGAAAAAGAAAUCGGCAAUCCAUUUAAUAUGGAAAAAGAAUCUUUGGCUCGCCCGUUCAUGAAAACGAUUGUUAAACAAGUUAGAUCUAAAAUGCUAAAGAAGAAUUCUAAUUGUUACGGACUAUUUGCCGAGACCAAUAUUUCUCCCGGGCUCUUCAUUGUCGAGUUUAAAGGUGAAGUUUGCCUAAAAUCAGAUUAUAAAGCUAACGAGAGCAAUCAAUAUUCCUUAUUGGGCGUUACUCAACCGUUUGUUCUCUUUUAUCCUGUAUUGAAUCUUUGUGUUGAUGCUCGUCGAGUCGGUACUGAGGCAAGGUUUAUUCGUCGGUCAUGUCAUCCUAAUGCCGAAACUCGAACUAUAGUAGUGCCAGGUGGUGAUGAAGUACAUUUAGGAAUUUUUUCCAAAUUUGAAAUUUUGAAGGGAAAAGAGAUAACAAUUGGCUGGGAUUGGGAAUCUAAUCACAUUGCUAAUAGCCUAAUACAAUUGCAAGAUUCAGUUUCUGAAAACGAUGAUGACGAGAAUACUCUCGCAAAAAAGAGAGACGAAAUUGGGAAGACAACAGCAGCGAUUUUACGAUUAACAGAGUGUGCAUGUGAAAAUAAGGACGAUUGCAUUAUUUAUAAAAUGCAAAAUGAAGGGAAAACAUUAAGUAAAUCUAGAAAAAAUAAAAAGUUAGUAAUGGAUGUUGAGGAAAUGUUAAUUGAAGGAGAAAAAGAAACUUCUCCGGGAAUAAACGAUGAAGACUACGAAGAUGAUAUGGAUAGUUCACAAAAAAAGCGUGAUAAUGUUAGUUUAACACGUAAAAUUAAUCGCAAAGGCAAACAAAAUGUUGAAUCAUCCCUCAAUGGAAAUAAUAAAAAUUUCUCAGAAGAUAAUGAAGUGUCCAAUCAAAUAGGACGUAAAGAUAAAAAAAGGGUGAAAGAAUCAGAUGCAAAAUCUGACAACAUUGCACCAUAUAGUCAAAAAAAUAAAGGAAAAGAAUCUGCUAAUCGAGUUCGGGAAGAGACAUCUGGAAAUAUUAAAAGAAAAUCACUGAGCUCUCGAAAAUCAACGAGUAGUAGGCAUGCACGUUCAUUAUCUAGUUCAAAGCGGAGGCAGCAACAUGAAGAUGAUGAGGAACAACUUUCAGAUUCAUCUUUAUCGUCAGUAAAUUCUGAAAUGUCUCUUGAUGAUGACACGUCGAUUGUAGAAGUAUCUCCUCCUGCUGAUAAAAACAUCCCUAAUGAACACAUCAACAAGGAAAAUAAUGAGGAUCAAUUAUCAGAACAUUCCAUAGAAACAGAGGUCAAUGACAUAUUGUUACAGUCAUCAGCCACUCCUCCGCGUCCACUUCCGCCUGCAAUAAGCCAGAUACCUUUUAAGGAUUAUCUUAUUCAAAUGCAUGAAUGGAAAAAGGCUAUCGAAGCAAUAUCUAACUCGGCAUCAACGGAAAGUGAUAGACCAUCUUCGCCUAUCCUUCAUGAAUCUAAUAUGGAAACGACUUCUGAAAAUGUAGAGCCGGAGAAUAUAGGGAAAUCUAAAGGACUAAAAAGUCAUGACGAGGAUUUAAUUACAGAUAAAGACGAGGAGAUCGAUCAUGAUCAAAGAUUAGUACCAUUACCGACACCUAUUAUACCGGCAAAACGAGUAGCAUCUAGUCCCGGCCCCACAUUGAACAAUCAGAAUGGAAAAUAUUUAUAUAAUGAGAAUGGGUCAGAUAUAAAGGGUAAACGCCAAAAGACUGAAGAAUUACAAGGUUUGUCCAAGGGAAAAGGCAAAGAGACUGAAAUUGAAAAAGAAGAGGUGCAAUCUUCAACUCCAGAUAAUCGCGAUAGUGUUGAAAGUACAAUUUUGAUAAAGACUUCUGGAGAUUUGAAAAAACAAGUAAUGGAUUCUUCAAUCACUCAUAGUUCAACAAACGAAACUUCUAAAACGAUGACCUCAAAGCCUAGGAAGUUGUCUCUUAAUGAAUAUCGAAGUCAAUUAGCCAUUACGGCAUUAAAUAAAGAGACGUUAGAGAAAAAGUCUACUUCAGAAGAUUCUAAGUCACCAAUAUCAUCCGCAACAGAGAUUGACAAGAAAGAUAAUAAAACUAUUGAUAAUAAUGACACAUCGUCCUCAUUGCCUGUGAACGCUUCAAUUAAAACAAAACUUUCAUUGAAAGAAUACCAAGAUAAGAUAAGAUUAGCGGAAUCUUCUAACAAUAGCAGUGUAGAUGUUACGAAAAAAUCCAUAGAUCUAGUACCUACAAAUACUGAAGAACUUAAACAAAAGUCAGACGUAAUUGAAAACAAACAGAUAAAUGAGCAAACAAAAUCUGAGGAAGUUGUGGAUUUAACCGUUAUUAGUACAUCACCGAAAUCACCAAAGCUACCUAAAACCGAGGAUAAUAAAUCAUCUUUGAUAAAUGAUGGAUAUUUCCCCGACGUUGACUUUCGAUUUGAUUUCCCUAUUACGCCUUUAGAUACUUCAAAGGAUAUUAAUGCCUUCACUACUAAUGAAUUUGGGCGUCACGCUAAUUCAAGCCAUUCUGACGGUUCAUAUGAAGAAACAAGAGGAAGGCAUUCACCAUAUAAAGAUUAUUCGUCUAUGAAAUCUUCUGGCAAUUAUAAUUCUUCUUAUAAUAUACCUUUGGGUGAUACUUCUAUGCAAACAAGUCCUCGUCCUGAGCACACGUCUCCACCACGAGGACCUCGUUAUUAUGGUGGUGGUCAUUUUAGAGGGAAUCGCAUGGGAGGAUCAUACCGGGGUAUGUCUAUGUCACCAGGAGAUCGCGGUCGUUAUCACAGCGGAUCUGGAUAUUUUAACUCUGCUGGAUCUUUGCCAGCUACACCGAGACAAGGCGCACAGUCUUCAAUUAUGACAUCAUCUGCUUCUUCUCCUUAUGAUCCGGCAAACCCAGACGGACAAAGUGCAAACACAUCUAAUGAACGUGAUCCGAUUUUAGAUAAUAAUAGUAUUAUGGGAAACAAUUCUGGAAGUGGAAUAGCAAUGGAAUCAAAAGCACGAGAUUUUGCGAGAUCGGGUGGAGAUAGGUCUGAUUUACGUGACAGAUGGAGCUAUAAUAAUUAUGCUAGUAUGGAUCGAUCGCGAGAAAGAGAGUGGCGAGAACGAGAAAGAGAUGAUGGUAGGAAGGAUUGGAAUAACAAAAGGCUGGACCAUUAUAGAGAGAGGGAAUACACUGGUACAUCAGAGUUACCACGUUAUCCUAUGAUGGUUACGAGAAGACAUUCGAAUCAAGAUAGAUACAUGAUAGGAGGAUCAGUACCUACCGGUCCAGCCGCUGGUAUGAAUCCUAGUCCAUCAGGUAUUUCUAAAAAUAGUGAGCAGCCUUCCUCAUCGAAUAAUCCCUCUCAAAGAUUUGGCGUUGAUGAUCAUCGCAGAAAUCGACGAUAAACAAUUUGACAUUUCCUAUCGUGAAUUGUAAUAUCAAAAGUAAUUGUUUUGACCAAAUAUCAUCCAUUUCAAUCAACCUAUUGUCUUUUAAUCGUUCCUUUUCC
This is a messenger RNA of Rhizophagus irregularis DAOM 181602=DAOM 197198, 3611 nucleotides long. Lineage: Eukaryota; Fungi; Glomeromycota; Glomeromycetes; Glomerales; Glomeraceae. The record is from RefSeq and is a predicted model, not a curated record.